This is a messenger RNA of Rhagoletis zephyria (snowberry fruit fly), 2170 nucleotides long. It is a transcript of the gene Ddc, whose product is annotated as aromatic-L-amino-acid decarboxylase. Gene Ontology annotation, biological process: serotonin biosynthetic process; amino acid metabolic process; catecholamine metabolic process. NCBI's taxonomy places the organism in Eukaryota, Metazoa, Arthropoda, Insecta, Diptera, Tephritidae. Gene Ontology annotation, cellular component: cytoplasm. Gene Ontology annotation, molecular function: aromatic-L-amino-acid decarboxylase activity; pyridoxal phosphate binding. The record is from RefSeq and is a predicted model, not a curated record.
CAAAAAUGGUUCGGUUUAUGCAUAAUUCGCGAAUUCACGAAAUAAAGUGUUCUAAAAGUGACAGCGCACCAGCGAGGAACCAAACGGUAGGGUUGUAGUUUUUUUUGCCAUUUUUAAAUUUGCAAAAGCCGUUGGUACCAGGUAAUGAUCCAUGUUAUAUUUAAAUUGGUUUUAAUGUAUUUGAAUUUCUUCUAUUUGAAUUUACUUUAUAUUUCAACAAAUCCACUUUCCAGUGUCUAAAUCAUGGAUAUGCCACUUAUACUUUUUGAUCUAAAAAAAUCAUAACCCUAGUAAACAGCUGUUUGCAAAACGUGGCGUUGCAGUACUUGCGCUUCACGAUUUCAUGAAAUCAUGUCGAAAUUCAUGGAUAGUUUUUGUGUAUAAUUGAAUUCAUGAAAUUGUAUUUAUGCAGCCAAUUAUAACCGAAAUUCAUGAAAUUAUUUCGUGAAUUUGCGUACGCAUAAACGUAGUUAGAGUUCGUCCUAUUUUAAAAAGUGAGGCGUGUACUCUCCGAUGUGAAACCUGGUUAUUUACGUGCACUCAUUCCUGAUGACGCACCAGAAACACCAGAAAGAUGGGAAGAUGUUAUGAAGGAUAUUGAACGCGUUAUAAUGCCUGGUGUCACGCAUUGGCACAGCCCUAAAUUUCACGCUUAUUUUCCAACUGCGAAUUCAUAUCCAGCUAUAGUAGCCGACAUGUUAAGUGGCGCGAUUGCCUGCAUUGGAUUUUCAUGGAUUGCUAGUCCCGCAUGCACGGAAUUGGAAGUCGUAAUGUUGGAUUGGUUGGGCAAAAUGGUAGGCUUACCAAAGGAAUUUUUAGCCAGUUCUGGAGGCAAAGGCGGUGGCGUUAUACAGGGAACAGCUAGUGAGGCAACGCUUGUUGCUCUCUUGGGUGCAAAGGCUAAAAAAAUUGAGGAAAUAAAGAAACAGCACCCAGAUUGGAGUGAAAAUACAAUUAUUUCAAAGCUGAUCGGUUACAGCUCAUCUCAGUCACAUUCUUCAGUGGAGCGUGCCGGCAUGUUGGGUGGUGUUAGAUUGCGUGGCGUGCCAGCUGAUGAAAAUAAUAGGCUUCGCGGUGAUGCUUUGGAAGCAGCCAUAAAAAAGGAUUUGGAGGAUGGGCUCAUACCAUUUUACGCUGUCGUUACCCUGGGUACCACCAAUUCAUGUGCUUUCGAUCACUUAGACCAAUGUGGUCCUGUUGGCAAUAAAUACGGCGUUUGGAUACAUGUGGACGCUGCCUACGCUGGCGCCGCUUUCAUUUGCCCUGAGUAUCGUCACCUGAUGAAAGGCAUUGAAACAGCCGAUUCUUUCAAUUUCAAUCCACAUAAAUGGAUGCUGGUGAAUUUUGAUUGCAGCGCUAUGUGGCUAAAGGACCCCAGUUGGGUGGUGAACGCUUUCAACGUGGAUCCCUUGUAUUUGAAGCAUGACAUGCAAGGUUCAGCUCCCGACUACAGACACUGGCAAAUUCCGCUUGGUCGCCGUUUCCGUGCGUUGAAAUUGUGGUUCGUACUUCGCUUAUAUGGUGUGCAGAAUCUGCAAGCGCACAUAAGACGUCAUUGUGGUUAUGCUACGCAGUUUGCCAAUCUUUGCCGAGCCGAUGAACGAUUCGAGAUUGUCGGUGACGUAAAUAUGGGUCUUGUAUGUUUCCGUUUAAAGAGUUCUAACGCAGUGAAUGAGAAGCUAUUAAAACAUAUAAAUGGACGCGGUAACAUCCACAUGGUCCCAAGUAAAAUAAAUGAUGUAUACUUCUUGCGCAUGGCUGUUUGUUCCAGAUUUACUAAGCCAGAGGACAUGGAUUAUUCUUGGAAAGAAGUGAGCGCAGCUGCUGAUGAUAUCUGCGAAAAAUAAGAAAAAAUAACUAUUGCAUUAAUAAUGAAGACUUAGAAUUUGCAAAAAAAAAAUGACUCGUUUAGGGAACGAACCUGAAGAUGUACUUCAAUAGGUUCAACAACAACGAACGCUGUGUACUUUCUAUAUAUUCCAUUAGAUGUUAGAUAUUACAUUGUAUUAUUAUAUUAUACUUGUUGAAAUUAUGGCCAAAAACUGUAUUAUCAAAUCUUUUAGCAGUUUUGCAUUGUUGUUGUGUUAUUUGCUAAUAUGUAAGCUAAUUUAUGUAAGUUGUUUUUUCCAAACUCAAGUUCAUUAAUGUGAAUAAAACUGAGCUAAAAAUA